This is a messenger RNA of Pelmatolapia mariae (spotted tilapia), 6906 nucleotides long. It is a transcript of the gene adamts5, whose product is annotated as A disintegrin and metalloproteinase with thrombospondin motifs 5. Lineage: Eukaryota; Metazoa; Chordata; Actinopteri; Cichliformes; Cichlidae. The coding region runs from base 232 to 3126 and encodes 964 amino acids. Gene Ontology annotation, molecular function: zinc ion binding; metalloendopeptidase activity. The transcript is spliced from 8 exons. Gene Ontology annotation, biological process: extracellular matrix organization; proteolysis. The record is from RefSeq and is a predicted model, not a curated record.
UGCUGCUCUUUUUUUCUUCCCUUUUCUGUUUUUUUCUUUUUCUUGUUUUUUUUUUUCUUCCUUCAUGGUUUUAUUUGCCUGCUUGUUGGUGAAUGCUGUGUGCUUUUGGAUGGGAGCUCUGGACAUCGAGAGGAUGCGCAUUUUGGAGGAACAAGCACUCAAAGUUGUCUUCUCCUCUGGUCCAGGUUUGUUUUAGUGGGUUCGUAGAUGUUUGUCACGUUGGAAUGAACAAUGGUGCAGCUCCUGGGUGCUCUGACCGGGAGCAUGCUCUGGUUUCGGCUACUGCUGCUGUGCGUCGUGGAGUUGGAACUGGAAGCCGGGCUUGCCACUUUCCAGGGUUUCUAUCUUCCACCUGCGAGCGGCUCGCCUCUGACACCUGCCCGGAGGACAGACGGAGUUGUGCGGACUAUUGACCGGAUUUACCACGGGGGAGGGAGGGUUGGCUACCUGGUGUACCUGGAUGAGAGCCGCUUUCAGCUGGACAUGGAACGAGACGAGUCGGUGCUGUCUCAUCACUUCAGCCCCCAGUAUGUGCUCGCCAUGAUGGGACAGAGCCCCGCGCCUCUGCAGAGGGAGUGCGUGUACCGCGGGACCGUGAACUCCAACCCGGAGUCCCUGGCCGUGUUCAACCUCUGCGGAGGAGGUCUCGAGGGCUUCUUCGCAGUGAAGGACGCGCGCUACACCGUCACCCCCAUCGUCAGGGCAAAAGGACACGAGCACGACGUGCGCGCCCUGCAGGACAAGGAUGCGGAGAGCGCGCUCCACGUGUUCACGCGCGAAAGUUUCAGCUUCGAGGAGAAGAGCGAGGGCCGCGAGAGCUGCGGGACGCGCGACGGGCGCAGGAAACGCAAACGCCGGCGCAGAGGUCGCGGGAAGGGUAGAAGGGAACGCGAGGGGCUCGCUUUGGAAGCCGAAGAUGAGCGCGGGCGGAGAUGGUGGAGCCGGCUCGCCACGGCACCCUCCCCGGAGCCGGGCGCACGGCGCAGGAGGUCGGUGUCUCGCGCCAGGUACGUGGAGCUGCUCCUGGUGGCGGACGAGACCAUGACUAAGAAGUACGGAAAGGACUUGAACCACUACUUGCUCACGUUGGCCUCCAUCGCUUCUAAGCUGUACGGGCACGCCAGCAUCGAGAACCCCAUCCGGCUGUCGGUGGUCAAAGUGACCGCGGUGACCGACAAGGAGAAGGGAUUGGAGGUGACCAAGAACGCGGCGGCGACGCUCAAGAGCUUCUGCAAGUGGCAGAACCAGCAGAACCCGCUGGACGACGACCACCAGCACCACCACGACGCCGCCAUCCUCUUCACCAGGCAGGACCUCUGUGGCCAUCACUCCUGUGACACGCUGGGCAUGGCAGACGUCGGCACCAUCUGCUCUCCAGAGAGGAGCUGCGCUGUCAUCGAGGACGACGGGCUUCACGCCGCAUUUACCGUCGCCCAUGAGAUAGGUCACCUGCUUGGUUUGUCCCACGACGACUCCAAGUUCUGCGAAGAGCGCUUCGGAGUGAACAGCGACAAGCGGCUCAUGUCCUCCAUUCUCACCUCCAUCGAUGCCUCCAAACCCUGGAGCCGCUGCACCUCAGCAACCAUCACCGACUUCUUCGACGACGGCAACGCCGAAUGCCUCCUCGACUCGCCCCGCCAGGCCCUCCUCGGCCCCGAGGAGCUCCCGGGGCAGAGCUACGACGCCGUACGCCAGUGUCGCCUGGCCUUCGGCCCUGAGUACACGGUGUGCCCGGGCAUGGACGUAUGUUCGCGGCUGUGGUGCGCAGUGAUUCGCCAGGGACAGAUGGUGUGCCUGACCAAGAAGCUGCCGGCGGUGGAGGGAACGCCCUGUGGGAAGGGUCGCAUCUGCCUGCAGGGAAAGUGCGUGGACAAGACCCGCAAGAAGCACUACUCGGCGUCCAAUCACGGUAGCUGGAGUUCUUGGGGUCCUUGGGGUCCGUGCUCCAGAACUUGUGGGGGUGGGGUGCAGUUUGCCCAGCGCCUUUGCAACAACCCACCACCACGGAACAACGGGCGCUACUGCACAGGAAAGAGGGCCAUCUAUCGGUCUUGCAGUGUAACACCGUGCCCAGCAUCAAACAAGAGUUUCCGCCAGGAGCAGUGUGAGGUGCGCAACGGUCCCCAGACAGAUCCCAAAGGGGUGAAGACCUUCGUUGAGUGGGUGCCUAAGUACGCAGGAGUUCUGCCUAAAGAUGUGUGCAAGCUAACUUGCAGAGCAAAAGGAACUGGAUACUAUGUGGUGUUCUCUCAAAGGGUGGUAGAUGGGACAGAGUGCCGUCCGUACAGCAGUUCGGUGUGCGUGAAAGGGAAAUGUGUGCGGACAGGAUGCGAUGGAAUCAUUGGCUCCAAGCUUCAGUUUGACAAGUGUGGUAUAUGUGGAGGUGAUGGCACAGGAUGCAUACGUGUGGUGGGAAACUUCACCAAGAAGAGUAAGGGCUACACUGACGUAGUGAAGAUCCCUGCAGGCUCUACUCAUAUCAAGGUUCGUCAGCACAAGGCCAAGGACCAGACCCGGUACACUGCCUACCUAGCUCUUCGACGGCCCAAUGGAGACUACCUUCUAAAUGGCAAGUUCAUGAUCUCCACCUCUGAGACAAUCAUCCCACUCAACGGUUCUGUGCUCAACUACAGCGGUUGGAGCCAGAGGGAUGAAUGGCUUCACAGUAUGGGCCCCGGGGCUCUUCAAGAACCCUUGGUGGUUCAGAUUCUAGCUACAGAUGCCAAAAAGCCUCUGGAUGUCCAUUAUAGCUUUUUCAUGUCCCGUCGGACAAAUCCACAGCCACGGUCACUUCCUCUCAUCCCCAAUCCAAAGUUGACUACAACACUGUUAACUACGACAAGAACCACCACCAUGUCCACCACCACUACCACUAGCAGUACCACUUUGUCUUCCUACACUCCUCCUCUUCAUGUUCCAGGGCCAUCCACAGCUCCAGGUCCCUCAACCCUGGCUCCAGGGCCGCAGUGGGUAACAGGGCCGUGGAUGACCUGCUCCAGGACUUGUGACACUGGCUGGCAGAGCCGGACAGUGCAGUGUAAGGACCGGGAUGGGAAACUGUCUAAAGGAUGUGUGCUGGGUGCCCGCCCCUCAGCCUUCAGACACUGUCUGGUGAAGAAAUGCUGAGGCGGCAAGAGAAAAGUGUAAAUUGAUUAAAGUCUCAAGUGCUGGAUGUAGAACUACGAACCAAUGAAUUAAAAAUGUCGAACCUUAAACAGGACAGUGAAUGUUGUCAGAUAGCACCCAGAAUAGACUCAAAGAGACUCUGAGGCAGAUUGGCAUGGAUGUACCUGACCAUAUGGCAGAGGAAUUACCUGGAAUAACAAUAGCUAUGCAGAAUCGAAGACAGUUUUGAUAUGAUAGUGAUGACUGUUUCCCUGCCAUGGCUAAGUUGCAUGCCACAUGGACAAAUAACUAACUGUCUUUACUUCAGUCUCCAAAUUCUGGAGGCCUAGUGUGUGUUGCCCUGUAAUGGCAUGCGUGUCGUGUCUUCUUAUGAUUCCAUGUGUUCAUCUCACUGUGGGAACUUGGAAAUUGUCUUUUGUCCUAAGACAAGAGCCCCAACCAAGGGCCUUCGUUACUCAUCUCAUCAUCAGUCGCACAACUUUCACACCACAUGUCAUGAACCUAGAUUGUCAUCUCCUGUACCUUCGACAUUUUAGUGUCUCUCACUCUAAAUUUCCGGGAAAUUUAGGACAGAAGCAACCCUGACCGACAAAAAGGUCUCUUCCAUUAAACAGGCUUCCAUUCUGUUAAAUAGUGGUCCAUAGUCUUCCAAUCAAAGGUUCUUUGCUUAUAAAAAUGUGACUGAAAUGUCCAUAUUACUGUAGCUGCAGACAGAUCACAGCUACCCAUAUAUUUUGACUUCAGGCAUUUGCUUCUUUCUUUGAUAGAUCCAACUGACAACCAAAAUAAGACUGAGACUAAACAUAAACAAUUUUCCAUUGUGAGGAGUAAAUUAAGAGUCAAACACAAACAGAUAGCUCAUGAAUACAGUUUCCAGCUGAAGGUACAUGGAGAGAUUGGCUCGAUGACCAAGAACGAACGUGAAAACCCAGACAUCCAUGAUACAUUGUGUUAAAGCUCUAUAUUUAAUCAAAUGUACCAAGGUCAAGACAACUUUUGAGUGAUCACUUCACUCAGAAUGAGCAUAGGAAGAAAGUUUAUCCUAAAGACACCAGUAUUGAUUCUACUGACUUUUACAACUACCCAUUCACUGUAACAGCAGCAUAGCAUCUUAAAAAAGAAGUUGACUAAGAGGCAAAGUGACCAUGACACUCCUUAAUAUUUAUGGAGAGUGAUAGUGACUCACAGGUCUGGGACAAUGCUUGGUUUUAAUGCCUGUGCAGUGUGUAAGUGUGUGCAUGUUAUGUGCCACUACCCAGUCCUGUGUUUUAAGCACAUUGAGUAUAUACCGUGAACAUGUUUUACUACGUCUUGAAACUUCUUCACUCUCAGCUCCACAUAUGUCAGUCAUUAUACUGGUGCUGAAAGGGUAUUUUUUGUGUUAGUUAAUGCCUGUUUGUCUGUUUAUCUGUUUAGGAAAUUAUGCUAAUAUGACAUUGUGUGCCCUGGAUACUCGCAACGACAGCAAGAGAAAUAGUAAUGCAGUCAUUAUUGUCCUUUUGCAAUUCAAUUCUUUUUUUCAUCACAUUUUACUCUUUUGCUCAUUUUACAUGCUGUCCAAGUCAUUUUUUCAGGACUGAUGGGUGAAGUUGGCCAUCAUACAAAAAUAUAUUGAUGUCAUAAAAAGGUCCUUUGGAACAAGGAUGAAAUUGUUCAAUCUGAUUGGUGGUUUUUAAAAGCUAAUGUCUGACCUUUCGUCAGUAACCUUUUGCUCUUUGCACAACUCUAAAGACCAGUCGGAGACUAUCUGGCAACCACCAGUUGCCAGUGAAUAAUAUGUAUUGUGUAUGUACAGCUGGUGAGUGGUUGUUGAAGGUUGCUAACAGUUGCUGUGAAAUCAAUUGCUAAAGCCCCUGUCAACCAGUCGCUGACUUGUUUGCAAACACUUGCAAACUAUUUGCCAAGUAGUGAAACUGUGCAAUGCAAAGCAAAAACAAAGACUGUUCACCUUCAAAGUCAAAUUUGUGUUAGUUGUAGUGGUAAGGCACAACGUUUACUAUAAAAGGCAAACGUUCUACCUUUUUGGUUUGUACUGGUGUUUUUCUAAGCUUCACGACAGCUCGGACAGUAUAUAAAUUGACAUUUUCCACAAAAACUACAGGCAAGUGCAGCAAUUUGCUAGCGCCCAAACAACGACAAGUGCCCUGUACAGUGCCCUCUUUGUGACCAACAGCCAGCAACCUCCAGCAUCCACUUGCCAAUACAUUUGCGCAUCUUUCCUCUGUGCCCAGUGGUUGCCAAGUGGCUACUGACCAGUUUAUAGGUCUAUGUGUCUGAGGUCUUAGCUUGUCUGGUGUUUCCACCAAAAAAAUAAGUAUAGUUUGUUGACAGAUUCUUUUAAAUUCAGCAAAUGGUAGCAUUUUAUAUGGAAUCUAAGGAGCUUGUAAAGAAAAGCGACUGGACUUCUUUAAGUUCUAAAAGAUGUUUUAUCUCUCAUCCGAGAGGCUUCUUCAGUUCUUAGAUCAAAUGUUGGAGAGUUCCAGGUAUUUAAGCCCUAGUGCGAGUAGUACCUUAAGAGGGUCGUCGACCAAUUAUUGAUCAUAAGUGGACGUUAAGGCGCCUGGGAAUUUUUUUUUAAAAUUUUAUAUGGACUCCAGGUUCAGCUGUCAUUAAUGUUAUUGGAACUAUUUUAACUAACUACCGUAGCAAUUGUUAUAUGUUAGCUAGUAAACACUGAUUGUACAAAAAGAAGUUGCCAUUGAAUUGUAAAAAGAAAACAAAGACAAAACACUUGUCUUUUGUGAAAUUACACACAUAGGCAUCUUUUAAACAGAGUAGCGCACAAAACUAGCAUGGCUUGCUUUAUGCUAAUUGUAGAUCAAAAAUACACUCAAGAAAGAUUAAAAAUACACACACCAGCAUCUCUAAAGUUAAAAAAUAUGUCAUUAUACCGUUCUUAUUCAUGUUUCACAUAAACUGGAGUGUAAAGUUAUACUCAAAUUUGCCUAUGUUUGCUGUCUAAAUCCUAAGCUAAGCUAACUAGCUGUUCCAAGACGACUAAUGCUUAGCACCUGGCAAAUAGAUAUUAAAACGAUUCAUUUAGGCAAAACCUUGCUAGUUAAUACUUAAUCUACUGUAAGCUUUUGUUUAAUUUAAAUAGACCAACUCCUUAAAAUCUUCAUUUUGGGGUUUUCUUUAGCAACACUAUAUGAACAGCAUUAAUAAUAAUCCCUAGUAUAACAAAGUAAAGUUAAUUACAUAUCUAAUGGGCUUAAAAAAUACCUUCCUGUAAUUGUAUUAAAGUAUCUGGCACCUAUUACAUUUUCCUGUGUGACCAACCUCACCCAUCUGGCAUCUGUGCAGGAGAAAACAAAGCAUGAGAAGAAGUUGCUGAUAUGACAUGACCGAGGUCACUCUUAAAAUGUUUUCUCUUUGCCGCUCAGACAUUCACAUUUAUUUACGCAAUGUAGACAAUGUUUGUACAAUGCAUAGAUCAUUCAUAUUUGUUAGUAUUCAGCCAUGUUGUAACAGUAAUGUACACAUGCAGUCACAUUGAAACAAUCCAUCAUUUGCACAGAUUUCAGACAUAAACUUCGCAGACACAGACUCCACACACAACCUGACUCUGACUCCUCCAGUGGGGAAAACCCCUCUCGCUGAAUGACAGAAACACAGCACUGAACUUGUAAUUUAUUGUUUGUAUAACUGGUAUGUGUGAAUAAAAAAGCAAUGAGAUGAGUUUUAUUUAUUAUAGUAAUUUUGUAUCAAAUUACUAUUUAACUUAGGAAUAUGACUGUGCAGAAUCAUUCCUUUGUAAGAAUAUAGUGUUUUCUUUUCUAG